GCACUUGACGAGUAGUUUAGAAAUUAUUCUGAAUGAAGUGUAAAGUAUAUAUUAUUUGAAGUAAUUAUUUAGUCGCUCUAAUUUAUGAAUUAACUUUAAGUGAUAUGUACGACGCGUAAAAGAGAGAUUUAUUUCGCUAUGUGAUUUUUACGAAUAGUUUCCACGAUUUCUAAGAAAUAUAAUGGAAUUUCUUGGAAUUUCCAAGAAUUAGGGUCACCAUAGCAUGGAGUAAUUUCUGCAUAAGAGCUAAGCACGUUAAUCCGAGACAAUGACAUCGGAGGCUUGGGAACUCGAAAGAAGAUACUCAGUCCCUGGAGUACUUGAUACACGAGGACUUGAACCACCAGCAAGUGAAGAUCUUCAUGCCUGGUCAAUCUACAGACAAAAUUUAAACUCUGACUUUACGGAUUCGGCUCUUGGUUCAGCCGAAAAAUCACCUCUGCCUUACGGUAAUUUUCAACUUCGUGAUUCGACGGUGCAAAGUAUUCUCAGACAUCCACGGUAUGGACCCAAAAGCCCAUUGGCAAACAAUUCAUACACUUAUUUAAAAUUUGGACUGCCACGCGUACUUCCCCCUUCGCGAGCUAAAGAUGGCUCCAGUGGAUAUGACUCCAGUGAAGAAGGUAGAAAAGUAUCUCACAGUGGACUGCCACCACAAUCAAGCUCUGCCAUGAGAUCUGCUCGAAGUGAUCCUGAUUUCCGACAGGUUCAUGUGGCGCCUCGGGAACAAGCUCACUCUCAAUUGAUAGUAAAAGAUCAUCCAAGACUGAGAAGUGUAAGUGAAGCUAAUCUUUUACAAACUGGACGACCAAAUAGACGUCACAGUAUAGCGCCAAUUGAUCCAGGAUAUGGACAAGCAGUGUUGGGAGGCCCAGUACCAAGUCAUUCAGGACUUGAAAGCUACUUAGGUGCAGGAUUAAGAAGAAUCCCAUCACUCCAGCAUCCUCAUCUACAAUUACGUGAACUAGAAUUAUCUAUAUCUGAUAAUUUGCCGUUACUUCGCGGUAUAACACUUGAGGCUGGUGCUACAGAUGUACUUGCAGUUAUGGCAACAACUGAAAAAGAGGGUACAGCUAUUAUUGAAGCGAUUUCAGGUAAACGCAAGAUAAAACGUGGAGAUAUUUUAUUGAAUGGGCGACCAGUGACCUCGCGUGCUCUCAGAUCAAGAGUCGCUUAUUUACCAGCAGAAUGCUGUUUAAGUCCUGGUUUGACGGCACAACAGGUUCUCAGCUUUUAUAUGUGUCUUAAAGGCGGUUCUAGGACAUCUGAUAUGGAAAUCGAAGCAGUAUUACAAGAGUUGGGACUAGAAGCUACUAAACACUGUUUAGUUAAUUCAUUAACGACCUCCGAAGCAAGAAGACUAUCGUUGGCUUGUCGAUUGCUUCAAGAUGCACAUAUACUGACCCUUGAUAGACCCACACAUGGCCUUGAUAUUUUUGAUGCUUUUUUUCUGGUCGAGUACUUGAGACACUGGGCAACUAGAGGACAAAGGCUUGUUGUUUUGACAUUACAUCCGCCGACUUAUGAAAUACUCACAAUGGUUUCCCGAGUUGCUCUUACCUCCGGCGGUAGAAUAAUGUACUCUGGUCCGAGAAGAGAUAUGUUGCCUUACUUUGCGCUGGCCGAGUUUCCUUGUCCACCUUUCAAAAAUCCAUCAGAUUACUAUCUUGACUUAGUAACGCUAGAUGAUUUAUCAGCGGAAGCAAUGCUGGAAUCAUCGCAAAGAAUAGAUCACCUUGCAGAGCUAGCAAGGUCAAGAUUACCAAUCCUGAGUGAUCCAAGUCCGCCUGGGGCACUACCACCUGUUAUAUACGAUGCCAAUGUAUUUGUUCAAAUAUAUGCUUUGCUUUUAAAAACUCUCAUAUACAGCCAACCAUGGACAAUGACGAGACUUAUUCAAAAAAUAGUUGUAGCUGCAUCAUUGAGUAUUAUCCUCGGUGCGAUAUUUUGGAAUGUCGCUGCAGAUAGUAAUUUGCAUUUAAGAGAUAGAAUAGGAUUAUAUUACUCCAGUUUUGGAAUUUUUUUCUGGCCUCUUGGUUUAAUAGGAAUUUGUGAAGUUGUCAAUGCACGACCCAACGUUGAAAGUGAUAUAAAACAUGGUCUCUACGGACGUUUUAUCUACAUUAUAAUAGAGCUUAUUUGUAGUGUUCCUUCGUGGUGCCUUGUUUACGUAACAUAUCUAAUUCCUGCUUUUGCAAUGGCUGGACUUCAUGAAACGCUCAAUGAUAGUUUUACAUCCCUUUGGAAUUAUCUUGCUUAUGGAUUACUGUAUAUUAUGUUACAACAUUUAAUAUGCACAUUUUUUGCUCAUAUCUGCAAAUGGAGUGGAGUUGCAGCAUUAAUAUCUGGCGUAAUAAUUGGUGAAAUAACCUUAGGCGGUGGUGUAACAUUACACUUGGAAAAUUUACCACUUUGGUAUCAAAAACUUAGUCCUAUGGAGUGGGUACUAUCUGUUUUAUUACCAGAGAUUCAUAGUUCAGAAAUACUUAAUAAGUUAGCGAAUUGUAAAGCUAAACAAGUUCAACGACAAGACAUUAUUGUACAAGCACCUUGCGAACCACCUGACGGAGCGGCUGCUUUAAGAGAAAUAGCUCUUAAUACUGUUAACAAUUUAACUAGUAUUGAAUUAGGUAUUGGAGUUGGUAUCAUAGGAUUAUUAAUCAUCAUUGGAUUUAUGUUGAUACGCUACACGACGAUAAAAAGACCUCGAAGCGCUCCUAAUAAGCCGUAGAUAAUAUAUAUUUUUGUUUUUAGCCUGUUUGUAAUGUUAAAUAGGUUUUUUGUAUAUUAGUAUUUUUAUAGUAAGAAAUAAUUAUGUGCCACAUUAGCUAUAUAUAUUAUAUAAAGUUCAUCUUAUACAAUAGUGGUGCAAUAAAUGAAUAAUCAACUUUUAUCAAUGUCUAUUUAAAUGCGAUAUUUAUAAACAAUAACUAUUGUUUACAAAUUUGCAAUAUAGGCGUAUAAAAAUGAUUUAAAAUUGUAAUGGAAUAUUAUUAAAUAUCAUUAAAAUUUUUUUACUAUAGCUUUAAAUAAAUAGUAUUUUUAAACUAAGCUUUUAACGAAUUAAAGAGAAAUUUUUUAUUUAAAAAAAUCAUCGCAUUAAUUUUAAGUCUGAAUUAAAUUACUAUUAAAAAGUUUAUAGUUUGAAUUAUUUAAUUAAACGACAUAAUGGGAUUGUUUUCCGAAAUUUGCAAAUAAAAAUAAAGUCAGUUGUAUAA
This is a messenger RNA of Cotesia glomerata, 3218 nucleotides long. Its product is annotated as ABC transporter G family member 8. The transcript has 6 exons. Gene Ontology annotation, molecular function: ATP binding; ATP hydrolysis activity; ABC-type transporter activity. The coding region runs from base 269 to 2731 and encodes 820 amino acids. Lineage: Eukaryota; Metazoa; Arthropoda; Insecta; Hymenoptera; Braconidae. Gene Ontology annotation, cellular component: plasma membrane. The record is from RefSeq and is a predicted model, not a curated record.